UUUAUGAUUUUAUCGUAAUUGGAUCAAACAGCGCACUGCAGGCUAAAUGGACACUUAAAGAUGAUAGGCCAACAUUUAAACUACCGGUAAAAGACAACAUGAAGACAUUUUUCAAAUAGAAUUAUUCGGACUUAUGUUUGAGCUAACAUAUACGUGGAUAUUCGUUCCUUUAAAUUGUACUGGAUAUUGAGAAGCGAGUGAGUAGUGAAUUUCAACAGGUUUCAAGCUACUGUUCUGUUAAUGGAUGUUUUUCCCCCUCACGGUUAUGACAUGCGCACACACUGCCGCGACUCCACUCUCAGUCCCCGACACACGGCGAGGACGCGGACCCACGGACGUGCAGGCAGCGCCGACAAGGGGAUGCGAGUCAGUCGGGGGCGGGGAGGGGAUCUUGGUCGAGGGAGGGAGCUGCGGUCCUCGAUCUGACGUUACAUCCAUUCAAUGACUACGGACAGCUGGCCCGAAGAUUUACAGCGAAUAACAUCGAGGCGUCACGCUUGGUUCGUUCGGUUUGAUUUACAAGCGGCGGGAUCCAUCGUCUGCGGCCCAACAUGCCCCCGGCGCCGAGCCUUCAGUCCAGCGGGCUGACGCUGUCCGAGAUCAGCAUCGGUUCAUCCAGGCCGCAGCGCGUCACUGCAGGUUCUUUUAAGAGGAGGAAGAGGAAAUCCAUCAUCGUUACAGUGAUGCUGCUCAUCGUGUCAGUGCUCAUUCUCAUCAUCGGCUUGGCAGCGACGACUAGGACACAAAACAUCACGGUGGGCGGCUACUACCCAGGGCUCAUUCUGGGCUUUGGCUCUUUUCUGGGAAUCAUCGGCUCCCAUUUAAUCGAGAACAAGAGGCAGAUGUUAGUGGCUUCUAUUGUCUUCAUCAGCUUUGGAGUGGUGGCUGCAUUCUGCUGUGCUAUUGUAGAUGGGGUUUUUGCUGCCAGGCACAUUGACCUGAGGCCUCUUUAUGCAGGACGCUGUGACUACCACUCCAGUGAGAGUGCAUCUGAGCGAGACGUGCCUUGCCAGACGUCGUCUCGCACGUCCUGCAACCUGCGCGUGAGAACCAACACGUGCUACUGCUGCGAUCUGUACAACUGUGGCAGAGAGCAUCCUCUAAUGGGACUUCAGAAUAGAGAUGGUUUGAAAAAGUUUAAGAAACCAUCCAUGAUUUGGAACCGCGUGGAGGUGGUGGGCGGCUACCACGAGUAUACAGACGUGAAGAGCUGCGACGAUGUUGUGCACCUACACCACCUGCUCUGGUCGGCGACCAUCCUCAAUAUCGUGGCUCUCUUCCUGGGCAUCAUCACUGCUGCGGUGCUGGGCAGCUUCAAAGACAUGACACCUGCUCAAGCAUCUGAAAGCAAUUCAGAACCGGAGGCCAUCACAGCCUCAAUCGCCUCUGAGGCUCCAUCACGCACUAAUUCCAAUGUCAACUCCUACCGCAACGCUGCCCCUUGCCUGCCGCCAUACACGGCCUACGAUGCGCAGGGUUCCUAUAUGUUCGCCGACUCUUCUGGCUUGUCAGACGACUCCCAAUCCGGGGCCAGUCACCUUUGGCCCACCAUGGUGCCUCCGCGCUACUCCCCACCUCACGACCACCCAGACGACAAGCCGCCACCGUACAGCCCCUAAUAGGGCUCAAACGUCGUCUUCGGGUUCCCCCCAAAAGGACCAAAGUGUGGAACCCGAGUAGGAGGGCGAGCGCGGCGGAUGCUAUCUUUGAGUUGAGAGCCACUUUAAAGGAGCAAGAAGGUAGUCUGGGCACUGCUUGCACGCUUGGCCUGUACCGUUCAAGCGAAUCCAGUAAGAGGCAAACUGUUUACAGUCGUCCUGCCUUAACGCAAACAGUCUUCCAACACGGCAGCAUUCUGUUGUCUUUAUCUUUUCAGAUGCUUUCUGCUAAACACAUCCUACUGUCCUCCAUGUUUUUGGGAGAGAUCCUUGAUGUGACUAAGUUAGAAGUUACAUAUCCUCAGUGGUUUGGAGGAGCAGUCCCCAAAAUUUCUUGCACCGUGGACCAGUUUCACACAAAUGCGUCAGUAUACUGAUGGACUGGGAUACGACAAAUGAUUGAAAAUAAAAGACGGAAUGUACUUGUUAUAAUUAGUGACCUGCGUUUGUUUCUAUUCAACAAGCUAGUUCCCCCCAAAAAUAACACUUUACAGAC
Hippocampus comes (tiger tail seahorse) is the source of this 2154-nucleotide messenger RNA. It is a transcript of the gene tmem255a, whose product is annotated as transmembrane protein 255A. The record is from RefSeq and is a predicted model, not a curated record. The transcript has 11 exons. NCBI's taxonomy places the organism in Eukaryota, Metazoa, Chordata, Actinopteri, Syngnathiformes, Syngnathidae. The coding region runs from base 552 to 1619 and encodes 355 amino acids.